Staurois parvus is the source of this 291-nucleotide messenger RNA. NCBI's taxonomy places the organism in Eukaryota, Metazoa, Chordata, Amphibia, Anura, Ranidae. The record is from the annotation of a GenBank genome assembly.
CAGGGGCGGACUGACAACUCAUGGCUCCCCCGGGCAAUAGGGAAUCAUGGGGCCCCUGUGUCCUUGCCCAAACUCAAAACACCUAUGAAAAAGGUACCAGGGGCAUCUCAUGGGGCCCCCUACUAACCCCAGGCCCUUGGGUGGUGCCCGAAUUUCCAAAUGGUCAGUCCGCCCCUGCUGCCAUUGAAUUGGGGGAGUGACAUAAAUACUGUACAAAAUAAUGUAUAUUUCUUGAGUUACAAAUAAUAGACUAACUUUUACUUAUAAUUUGUAAUUCAUUUUAUUUUAUCU